This is a messenger RNA of Paecilomyces variotii, 2910 nucleotides long. Its product is annotated as vesicle coat complex AP-1/AP-2/AP-4, beta subunit. The transcript has 7 exons. The coding region runs from base 287 to 2545 and encodes 752 amino acids. Lineage: Eukaryota; Fungi; Ascomycota; Eurotiomycetes; Eurotiales; Thermoascaceae. Gene Ontology annotation, cellular component: membrane coat. The record is from RefSeq and is a predicted model, not a curated record. Gene Ontology annotation, molecular function: clathrin binding. Gene Ontology annotation, biological process: vesicle-mediated transport; intracellular protein transport.
CAACAGAGGCUCGACCUUCGACUCUGAAACAUCCCCACCGCUACUACACACCUCUCUCUCUUGAUUCCUCCCGGCAGAGAAUCCGCGCCGGCGGAUAAUGAGAUAGUAAAUUCGAUCUGUCUGCUUACUUCCAGUCGCGCCACGUUCCCCUGACGCUUCGCCGCACUCGACACCGACCGACUCACCCCGCGGUCUUUCGCAGCAGACAGUUUCAGCUCAACGUCGACGUGCCAUUACACUUGCGGAGGCGCGACCUGGUCGCUGCUGAAGCUCGCGCAUCGCAGACAUGGCAAUCAGUCGGAUAAGGGGCGCCUUUACGGUGCCCAGAAAGGGAGAGACGUUCGAACUGAGAUCUGGCCUAGUAUCCCAGUAUGCAUACGAACGGAAAGAGGCCAUCCAGAAGACCAUCAUGGCCAUGACUCUGGGCAAGGAUGUGUCUGCCUUGUUCCCUGACGUUCUAAAGAACAUUGCGACGAACGAUCUCGAUCAGAAAAAGCUCGUGUAUCUGUAUUUGAUGAAUUACGCCAAAUCCCACCCUGAUCUUUGCAUUCUCGCUGUGAACACUUUCGUACAAGAUUCGGAAGACCCAAAUCCUCUCAUUCGAGCGCUUGCUAUACGAACGAUGGGCUGUAUCCGGGUAGAUAAGAUGGUGGAUUACAUGGAAGAACCGCUGAGGAAGACGUUACGUGACGAGUCACCGUACGUCCGAAAGACGGCCGCGAUCUGCGUCGCUAAACUGUUCGACCUCAACCCUGCUAUGUGUCUUGAAAAUGGUUUCUUGGAGAUGUUGCAAGAAAUGAUCGGAGACCCCAACCCGAUGGUCGUGGCCAACUCGGUGACUGCUCUUGCUGAGAUCAAUGACACUGCUCCAGAAACCAAGGCGCUGCAGAUCACUCCGAAUACGUUACGGAAGAUGCUGAUGGCUCUGAACGAAUGUACGGAAUGGGGAAGAGUUACGAUACUGACGUCGCUUGCCGACUAUAGAACGGCGGAUGUGAAGGAGUCCGAACACAUCUGCGAGCGAGUAGCUCCCCAGUUUCAACAUGUGAACGCAAGUGUUGUCCUGGCAGCUGUCAAGGUAGUCUUCAUGCAUAUGAAGAACAUCAAUUCCGAGCUAGCCAAGUCAUACUUUAAGAAGAUGGCCCCUCCACUAGUCACCCUUGUCUCUUCCGCUCCGGAAGUCCAGUAUGUUGCGUUGAGAAACAUCGAUCUACUCCUUCAGAAGCAGCCCGAUAUCCUGAACAAGGAACUGCGCGUCUUUUUCUGCAAAUAUAAUGACCCUCCCUAUGUCAAAUUCCAGAAGCUCGAAAUCAUGGUCCGGAUAGCCAACGAGAAGAAUGUGGAUCAGCUGCUGGCAGAAUUGAAGGAAUAUGCGCUGGAAGUGGAUAUGGACUUUGUCCGUCGGGCAGUCAAAGCUAUCGGCCAAACCGCGAUCAAGAUCGAGACUGCCGCCGAAAAAUGUGUGAACACACUGCUGGACCUCAUUAAUACCAAGGUGAACUACGUGGUACAGGAAGCUAUUGUCGUUAUCAAAGAUAUCUUCCGAAAAUACCCCGGUUACGAGGGCAUUAUUCCUACUCUAUGCAAGUGCAUCGAUGAGCUGGAUGAGCCCAAUGCCCGGGGCUCUCUCAUUUGGAUCGUUGGAGAAUAUGCGGAGAAGAUUAGCAAUGCCGGCGAUAUCCUAGCAGGAUUCGUGGACGGUUUCAACGAAGAGUUCACUCAGACGCAGCUACAGAUCCUAACUGCAGUUGUGAAGCUCUUCCUGAAGCGGCCUGACAAGGCGCAGGGUCUGGUCCAGAAGGUGCUCCAGGCCGCUACUGCGGAGAACGACAACCCGGACAUUCGUGAUCGAGCCUAUGUCUACUGGCGUCUACUUUCUAACACCAGCGAUCCCAAUGCCGCAAAGAACGUUGUCCUUUCCGAGAAGCCUCCAAUCGUCACUACAAUCCAGUCUCUACCUCCUACUUUGCUCGAUCAGCUGCUUAAUGAACUUUCGACUCUUGCAUCCGUCUAUCACAAGCCCCCAGAGCAGUUCAUUGGCCAAGGUCGGUUUGGUGCCGACGCCGUUAUGCGGGCUGCCAUCGAGGAACAACUCCAGAACGCCCGCGAGAACCCUCUGGCAGCAGCUGCCGCUGCCGCUGCCGUCAGUGGUACGGCUGCCCCCCAGGCACAGAACAAUGUCGAGAACCUGUUGGAUAUCGACUUCGACGGCACCGCACCGGCUUCUGCACAGAAAGAGCCCACGGCCGGCAUGUCCGGUCUGGAAGGUCUUGCUGGCACGCCUGUGCGCGUCGAGUCGCCUGCCAUCGGUGCACCUUCGUCAAGCAACAACCUCGACGACCUGCUGGGCGUAUUUGGCAGCGGUGGAGAUACUGCACCCGCCGCGAACACCGGCUUUGGCGGCGCCAACGGCGGUGCGAGCAUGGACCUGAUGAACGGAUUCGCAGGCUUGGACCUCUCAGGAACCUCAAACCCGACAUCCCCGCCUCCCACAUCGGGUACCCAGCCCAAGAAGACCAACGAGGAUAUCAUGUCCCUAUUCUAAGCCUGUUAUUCAAACCACCUGAGGGAAAGAUAAUAAAUUUGGCACGCGAGGUUGUAGAAGUCGUCAGCUGGAGAGAGCGGGAGAGGGAGAGGGAGAGAUAUGCAGAGCAAGAGCAGAGCACGAAGAAAGUUGCGGGCGUCAACUUUCUUCAACCUUAGCUGCUCCAGUUAAAUCAUUAACUCUUAUUUCAGACAUCAAAGUCGAUCCUGUGCAUAUUGAUAUAAACAUCUUUGAGUUCAAGUCCUUUUUGAGUGUGUGUUGUUAAUUGGAAGAAGAGAGCUAAAUUAUUAGAUGGUUUUCUUUUUUCCCUUUUUUUUUAAAAAAAAAACAGUAGAAUGCAGGAUAUAAUGAUACAAUCGAUAUUA